CAGCUUUUUCUUCAGCAGACUUUGGCUUGAACAGAUCAUCCACGUGUUGUAUGGACUUAAAUUUUCGUUUUUCUAAUCUCAUUGGAUCUGUUUAUCGCAAUGGUGACGUGAUUUUUUCACCGGAUGGCUAUUCUGUGAUCAGUCCUGUUGGAAACAAGGUUUCAGUAUUCGAUUUGAAAAAUAAUGUCUCGAGGACCCUAUCCUUUGACUGUAUGCACAAUAUAACGGCCUUAACUAUGAAUUACAAUGGAUCCCAUAUGAUAGUUGCCAAUGAAGGUGGACACGUUUUGUACAUAAAUACAAAUACUGAGACUGUCAUUUUCAAAUUCCGAGCCAAUCGCACCGUUAGGGCUGUGCAAUUUUCACCGGAUGGAAAUUUCAUCGCCAUAUGCCGCGAUAUGGAUUUGCAAAUCCAACAAAUUGCAAAGCAAUCCACUUCGAUGUUUUACCCUUUUUUUCUGCAUAAGACUUAUAAAUUGUCUUCGGAUACGUUGAACUGCGUGGACUGGUCGAGCGAUGGCUGCCUUGUUGUCGCUGGAGGAGACGACCACGUUGUACGUGUAGUUGGAUCUCGCGACUAUCGCAAUUUGUUUAUUCAUCCCUUAGCUGCACAUCAAGGAUCCAUAGUCACUUGCCAGUUCAUAAAUAAUAAUUAUGAUCUCAUCUCCGUGUGUAGUCGAGGAAUCGCAAAUGUUUGGAUAGCUUCUAUUCAACCUGGAGACCUAGUUGAAGGGACAUGGACAAAGCCCGAAGAAGACAUUGCGAGCGAAGACGAAUCAGUAACAAGGUUACAUUAUAACAAAGAAAAGCGUUACUCACUGCUUGAGUCUUCUGGUAGUGGUAAGACUGGAAUCGAUGUGACAGCGUGCCGAAUCCAUGUCAAAUCGAAUUUGUUGGUCACCGCUUUUUCUAAUGGCGUUUUUGUAUUACAUGAAGUGCCUUCGUUUUCCCUCAUCCAUAAUCUGAGAGUGUCAGACAUGCAGAUAAGCACCGUAGCCGUCAAUAAUACUGGAGAUUGGCUAGCUCUAGGAUGUGGAAAAGGAUCUGCGGCGCAAUUAGUUGUAUGGGAAUGGCAAUCGGAGACUUACGUAUUGAAGCAACAAGCUCAUUCUCAACGGAUACUUGCUGUACAGUACUCUCCUGAUGGCUCAUUACUUGCCACAGGCGCUGAGGAUGGCAAGAUCUUCAUCUGGAGUAUGGAAAAUGGCUCUCUGCUUGAUGUUCUGAGUGGACAUGAGUCUAAUGUUGCCAGUAUAAGCUUAUAUGGAAACACCUUAGCUAGUAUAUCAUGGGAUAGAACUUUGAAGAUGUGGAAUAUCGUUGAUUCUACGUGUGAGACCACAGAACUCGCACAAGAAGGACUGGCUGUUGCUUUUUCGCCAUGUGGGCAGUUGAUAGCUGCGCUGACUGUGGAUUCAAAUGUCACAAUAUACCACGCAAAGGACAUGGCUUUUGUCGGUACAAUAGACGCAAGGUUUGAUUUGGAUCCAGGACGAGGUCAGGCUGACACUAUAACCCGACAAAAUGCCGCCCAGAACAAAUCAUUUACUUGCAUGCAGUUUUCACCAGACAGUGCAUUGUUGCUGCUGGGUGGCGACUCAAAUAACUUCUGUUUGUACUCGGUUCCAGAUAGGAUGCUGAUGAAGAAAUUUACGAUUACGGCGAAUCGUAGCCUGGAUGGUGUCGUGCUAGACGUAAACCGGCGAAACUUUACGGAAUUUGGCAACAUGGCUCUUGUUGAUGAUUCUGAUUCGGAAACCGAACCUGAUGGCAAACGGGCCAUCAAGUUGCCGGGAUCAAAGCAUUUCGACCUUGGAGAAAGAAGUGCUCGCCCGCAAAUAGCCGUUUAUGCGUUAGCAUAUUGCCCCACAGGCCGUCGAUUUGCUGUUUGCAGUACAGAAGGUGUAGGAGUAUAUUCACUAGAUGCUGUAGGAGUAUUUGAUCCGUUCCAGUUAGAUAGCCAGACUACUCCAGAUAUGGUCAAAAACGCUAUCUCCAUGUGCGACUUCUCGACGGCACUUAUGGCCAGUUUGCGAUUAAAUGAUACGAAACUGAUACAGCAAACAAUGGAAAACACUCCUAUGGACCAAGUCGCACUUGUGGUUCAAGCCUUACCAGUCAUAUAUGCAGAAAAGCUGUUAAAAUGGAUGGCGGAUGGUCAAGUAGUAGCUAAUUCUCCACAUGUUCAUUUCUACAUGAUUUGGCUACGACACAUCUUGAAUAUUCAUGGUAUGCGAUUGAAAGGUAGAACAGAUAUGGCUAUACUUACCGGAAUACAGCAAAUAGUAGCACAUCAUACGCAGUUGAUAACAAAAUUGGCAGAUCAGAACAAGUUUGCUUUACGUUAUAUUCUGGCUGCUCGCAAGCGAAGCUCAAAACAAAAUGUGGAAGCCAUGGAAACUGAUUCUUAGUAAAUGGUAGAUGUUGCUGUAAAUACGGAAAAUGUUUAUCUUAGUUUGAGACUGUUGAAACAAUAUUUGUUACACAUCUUGUUGAUUGUUGAAAUUGUUGAAAUUGUUG
Cylicocyclus nassatus is the source of this 2520-nucleotide messenger RNA. Lineage: Eukaryota; Metazoa; Nematoda; Chromadorea; Rhabditida; Strongylidae. The record is from the annotation of a GenBank genome assembly.